UUCCACGCCGCGCGUGGCCGGCCGCCGCAGGGAGGCAGGGCGCGCGGCAGAGAGGGCGGGCGGGAGGCGUUAAAAUGGCGGCGCGCAGCCGGCCCCCGUGCUAAACCGGCCCCCGUGGCUCGCCCCGUGCCGCCGGCGCGUGGCAUGGUGCGGCCGCCCGCUGCCUGCUAGCGCCGCCGCCGCCAAGGUUGCUGAAAAGUGCCUUUCCUGAAGCCACCGCUGCUUGGAUUUCUGUCUAGGGCUGCCUCUCUCUUCCCCCUUCACCCCCCUUUUCUUUUUAAUUUGGCGUUGCUUGCAGUUCAUACCCUGACGGCAACUCAUCCGUUCUCUUCCUUUUUUUUUUUCUCCCCAUUUACACGCAGUUUGCUCAGCCAUUUUUUUCUUCUCCCGAGUAUGUAGCAAAUAUUAAAAAGAAAGAGGGAAAAAAAAGAAAAAGCAAAAAGAAAAAUUAUAACAUCCUUUUGCUCGUUUUGAUGCUCGCGAACUGUAAUUUUUAGAAGCAAGAAAUAGAAGGAAAAAAGUUUUCUCCCCAAGGACCGAGACCAUUCCACAAACUGAAGUGCUGCCAGCAGCAUAUGCUUUUUGCAAGAAUAAUUGAAACCAUUAACUGGAGAGCACAGAAUUCUUUUGAAAGUCUGCCAGUUAUUUUCAAGUAACUUAGGCAGUGGCACAAAAUAUAACACUUAUAUUUUAACUUCUACAAUUGCACUUUUAGGAGCUGGCCUCUAAUUUGAUUUUCAGUUAUUCUGAUAAGAUUUCUAUUUUAUGAUUGGCUUUAUGUUUAAUUCUUGUUUAAACAAACACAAUUUGACUUAAAUGAAAACCUAAGUGCUGAUGAAUAGGAGUUCUACCAAAGCAACAAGUUAGUUAUUUCUUCACAUUUAACUUGAAUUCACUUUUUUACCCUUUUUUUAAAGAAAAAGAUCAGCAGUAAAUAUUGCCCUGAAAAAGGGUGCAAUUGCUUGCAUUUUAAUUUUUGUUUUUAAUAUGGCUGUAAACGUUUCCCUGGUCCGUGAUACAAAAUGGCUGACAUUAGAAGUGUGUCGAGAGUUUCAGAGAGGUACUUGUUCUCGGUCUGAUGCAGAGUGCAAGUUCGCCCACCCAUCCCGGAGUUGCCAUGUGGAAAAUGGUCGAGUUAUUGCCUGCUUUGACUCCCUAAAGGGCCGGUGUACCCGAGAGAACUGCAAAUAUCUUCAUCCUCCCCCGCAUUUAAAAACGCAACUUGAAAUAAAUGGACGCAACAACCUGAUCCAGCAAAAGACAGCCGCAGCCAUGUUUGCUCAGCAAAUGCAGUUCAUGCUACCGGGCGCGCAGCUACAGCCAAUUACAACAUUUCCUGUGACUCCGUCGCUUGCAACAAGCCCCACGAUGGCUUUUAGUCCCUACCUGAGUCACGUUUCUCCUGGGAUGGGCUUGGUUCCUGCAGAGCUUUUACCAAAUACUCCUGUCCUGGUUUCCGGGAAUCCUACUGUUACAGUACCAGGAGGCUCUGCUGGACAGAAACUGAUGCGUACGGAUAAACUAGAGGUUUGUCGAGAGUUUCAGCGUGGAAAUUGUACACGUGGUGAGAAUGAUUGCCGCUAUGCUCACCCUAUAGAUAUUGCAAUGAUAGACACAAAUGAAAAUACUGUUACAGUUUGCAUGGAUUACAUCAAAGGUCGAUGCUCUAGGGAGAAAUGCAAGUACUUUCAUCCCCCUGCACAUCUGCAAGCCAAAAUCAAGGCAGCUCAACACCAGGUGAACCAGACAGCUGCAGCUGCAAUGGCCCUGCCGCCUGGUGCACUUCAACCUUUACCAAAGAGGCCAGCACUUGAAAAAAACAAUGGUGCCACCACAGUCUUUAACCCAAGCGUUUUCCACUACCAACAGGCUCUAGCCAACAUGCAGUUGCAACAGCCUACAUUUAUCCCUACAGUGCCCAUGAUGCACGGUGCUACGCCCACCACUGUGUCUGCAGCAACAACUCCUGCCACCAGCGUCCCCUUCGCUGCAACAGCUACCGCCAAUCAGAUAUCCCAGUUAUCAGUAGAUGAACUGAGUAGCAGCAUGUUUGUUUCACAGAUGUAGAAGUUCCCGAUAGAACACAGACCAUAUUGAAAUUCUGAACAGUAAAAUUGUGGAGCACCAGGACUUCUUGGUGGGAAGCUGCGCAUGGCCUUUCUGUAUAUACCCCCUCUUCCCUCUAUCGUUCUCCACCACCUCUACAGUAAGCCUGUUGCAGCCUACAUGUUAACCAAAAACUGAUCAAUGGGAAUGUCAAAAAAAAAAAAAAAAGCACUAUAGAAACAAUUAACAAACAGCGCUCUGUUAUAUGAGAUAUACAAGUAGAAAAUUAUAAUAGACUUUUAUAACACAUUACUUUAACACACUUAAUCAUUUUAUGACUACCAUCCUGAUAAGUGCAUCUGCACAGCGGACUGUUGGUUUACUGUAUACUAUCGAUGGAUAAAUGUUUGUCUUGUUUUUAAAGUGUUAUCUUACUGUUUUGUUUACAUCAUAGUCUAUUGAUUUGUUUUAAAGUGUACAUCAUUAUCAAGUAUACUCAAUACCAUUUUUUCAUUAUUGUUAUGUCUUAAGUUUUCAUAUACUGUAGGUUUUAUGGGAUUUUGUUUGUUUUUUACUAAAAAUGUUAUUGUGGGAAACAGGAAUUAUGUGCUUGAAAAACACGACACAAGAAUGUUCUGCCCUUUUCUAGAUCUUGCUGUUAACGUCAGCUACAGUUGCUUGUGUUGAAUGCUCCUUUUAUCAUGUAAAAUUUGCCUUCAGAUAGAGUCUCCAAAAUUUAGUACAAAUGACAGGAAAGGACAGUUGUCGUUUUAGUCCAGUUCAGGGUACUUUUUUAAAUACAAUGAGCCGAUUCUGGAAGCGUAGAAAACAAAACCACAACCUGCACUCAGUGAAAAGUAUGGGGACAGGAAGGAUUUGCUCAGACCGUGGAAAGUAUCGAGGAAUGUCUGCAGUUCUGUUGUACAUUGAAGUGCAUUCUCAGCUGCAAAUGGCGCACAAUCUUUCUUGCUAUUCUCAUGGUGCAGUCAAAAAAAAAAUGGAUAAGUGAGACAGCUUCAUUUGGGCAAAGAUGCAUUUGCAUUGGAGAGGAACAAACACCAACUGUUAGCUACAAAACAUAUAGCUGGAUUAGGCCCAUAACCAUGACUUAGCCCGAGCUGGGUGGUAGCGUGCAGGUGGGCUUGUCUCCACUGCGCAUGCUGCAGCAUUUCAGCCUGAAAUCUUACGUGGCUCAUCUUGACAUUUCAUCAGCGUGCACCAAUUAUUUACUCACCGUUUUCCUUAAGUUGGUGAUAUUUCCCAAGACCUCUGGCCCUUUAGAGCAAGCUUACCAGUAACAAGCCAACACAAAAAAUCUAAACUUAAGCUUUCUACUGUACAUGGAUAUUCUUUCUAAUGGAGUUCCUGUAGGUCAGUGGAUGUAUUUUGGCAUCUUCUACUUGAUCAAGAGCAAUGUUUGUCGCACGACAAGGGCUAGUUCUCAACACCUCCUUUUCACGCGCAUGAAUGAAACGAUUUCCAGCCCGUGCACCCUGGACAGCACAGCCUGUGACUAUGCUGCGUUGCUGAACAGCCUGGCUACACAGUGAAUUUGAUUUGAGGACGCACCAAAUUCAUCCCUAUUGUAGCUCUGUAAUAUCAUUGGCAUUAUGGAAGAGAUGGAUUUGCUCCUGUAAAUCUGUGAACUCCAGAGAAGUAUGAACUGCUUGGAGAAAGAGAAUCAUUACUAAAACCAAACAAGAGGCACGUUCCUGGUGUCCGGAGGGUCUGCACCCUGAGCUCACCAUGGCCCUGGGGGGUGCCAAGUUCUGACAACCAGAUCAUGUUUUCUUUUCAAAUUUCCUAAGGCUUUGGUUAGAGGAUUUCCUUGCCCCCUCUGUUCCAGUGUGAGUACAGAUACAUUGGUAGAUAUGUAUUUAUACGGGCCACAAGUGAUAGAGGGGCCUGCAAGGCACAAGUGGUGUGCCCCAGACCAGGCUGUGACCAUCUGCUGUGGAGAUUUCUUCAUAAGCAAGAACCUUGGAAGAGUCCAGUUCAGAAAAGCCUCGAGCCGGUAGAAAUCUUUCCAUUCAUUUCGACAGGCUUUGAACCAAACUCUGAGAGAGGGAAAACACCCCCGCAGCACUCAUUUGUGAACCUCGCGUUUUGACAGUCACUCACGUCCGUAGAUGUUUCCCAGCCAUCAGCGUUCAGAAGCAGACAGUGUUGCCUGAAAUCAGUGACUCUCAUUUAUAUUGGCUACCGCAUACCUGUUCUUUUAACCACUGAGUUUCUGUUUCCCAAAACCAUAACAUUGUUAGUGGAAAAAGUGGAUUUGAGUACUUCCUGUUUGAAAUUAUUUGUGUAUCAAAAUGGGUUUUGCACAACCUGUGCCAGUGCCUCAACAAAGAACAGAGCUGAUCUUCUUAAGCCAGAAAGGAUGCAUUCAAGCUUGUAUGGCUUUAUGUGUUAAAGGAGGUUGGAACUUUUUCAGUGCUAAAUGGAUUUUUGUAUAUCUUGACACUUUGAUGUAACCUCCUACUUUAUUUAUCUACUUAAACAUCUGGCAUAGAUGUGCAUAGAAUGUAAACCUAGAAUACAGCUGUUUUCAUGUCACAUUUAAAGCACUGAAAAAAAAAGCGUUUAAGGAUUAUUUUUUAUUAAAGAGGUCCAAUGAGGGAUGUUCAGGGUAGUUAUAUUAGGUGCCACAACAGUUUUUAUAUUGCUGGCAAAUUUAGCGUUAAUUUGUAAAUGAGUUUAAGGAAAGAAAAGCUUGAAGCACUAAACUUCACCAAAUUCAAAACAAUCUCGGCAAAAAUGCCAUUUUGAGGUAGCACUAUUUAAACUAGUUGUGCAAUGACUUGCUCUAAUUUUCUUUGUUCAAGAAAGAAAAAAAAACAGUCGCCAGACUAUAAAUUUCCUAAAUAGACUAUUACAAAGUCACCAAGGUAGUUAGUGACUCUAAACAAAUGUCAUAAAAGCAUGAAUAUCAUCCUUUAUUUGACAAGAGAUGUAUGUAAGUUUGUUUAAAUCAAUAUAAUUUUAGUGACAUUUUUAUAAGCUUCCCACUUUCCAUGAACCUAUAUUUUUUAUUUAUCCAAAGUUAUUUCUCUUUGUCCAUUUCUCUCAGCCUUAUGCAAACAAUAUGCAAGAAAUGCUGAAACUUGGAUAAAACGGGUCAUGCAGAGGGAAAAUGAAAGCUGAGAUUGAUCAUUUUCACAAAAAAAGGUUGUUAGUAGUUUCAAUAAAAAAAAUACUACUACUAAACUGUAACAUAAGCAGACAAUAAAAGAGGGAUUUAAAAUAAAAUGGAUUCAUAAAACUAUUAAGAUUAUUUUUGUUAAAUACAGUGUUUUUAGUAAUUUGGAACCUGAUUUCACAAUCAACCAUGUUUUUUUAGUUGGAGAUUUCUAGCUGAUGAUUUUUGACUUUGUAUUUUUGCAUCGUGACGUUCUAGAAAUCAUUACCUCCCUGGCCAGCCCCCGCCGGCCCCGUUCCCGAGCACCCCGACGCACUUUCCUCUCUGCCCUAAGCGUCGCCUUACGGGCGGCAGCCGGCCCCGGCUCGGGUCCCGCCGCGCGCCCGGGCGGCCCGGGAGACGCGUGUGUCCGAUGGGAUGUGUGCUCCACCUUCCAGACUCCUUGCCGAUGCCGUAGAGUAGCUCUAGGACGCGCCAGACCCCGAAGCGUUGCGAAACUGGAGUCCUCGGUUUGUUUUAUCCCUUGUACAUUUCACGUACCUGAAAAUUGAAAAAGGUGAAAUUUAUGAGGAAAAUCUAAUUUCCCAUUCCUGUUGAAUGGAUUUAGUUUGAUAUUGACCUGAUUUUACCAUGUGCCUGUUGAAGGCCUUAGAGUAUAUACUGUAUGUUAAAGACUGUAAUAACUUUAAAAAAAAAAUAGUUGAUAGCCUAAUCCAAAUGUAAAUAUAGCUACAACACAUUGUUACUAGGCUACAACGCAUUAAUUCAUGUCAUAUAUUUUCAUUUCUUUACCAUUAGUUUUUAAGGUCUUCAUUAUUGCUUUUUUGAUAUCUUUAGUAACUAAUGAAUUUAAUUUUGAAGGAGAGUUAGAGAAAGUUUAAAAUUUUUAAUACAUGUACUCAACCCAUUUAGUUAUAUUCUAAACCAACACUGAAGCAUGGUAAGGUAUAGAAUACAGUCCAUAACUAGUUUGUAUAGUUUACAGUUUAAGAACAAAAUUAACUUUGUAUGUAACUCCUACAAUGAUAGAUUCAUUGUUAACUAAUUAUAUUAAGUUGUUGUUGCUAUGGCAACAAAACUACAACAUGGCUACCUUUGUAUACAUUAUUUGUGAAAUUUUCACAUGUAAAUUAAAAGUGAUGUGUAACAGUAUGAGCUUGUUAAAGGUACAGUUCGAUACUGUCAGAUAAAGAUAUGAUUGAAUAUUUUUAAAAUCCCAAAGUCCCAUGUGAACGCUGAAUUUGUGUCUUUAUGUCACUUUUUCAGUCAAGAAGUUUACAACACAUGGAUUUAGAGUCAGGUUUUAUAGCUUGUAGAAAUUGUUGUGUGGCAAGGGUUAUUCCACAGUAUUUUAACUUUGAAAACACGGCAGCCUGUAUUGACGACAUAGUGACUGGUCUUUCUUUCAUUUCGUGUCCAUUCGCGUUGUGGGAAUUCAGAAUUAACCCGUUUCAGUACUGUAGCUCUGCUUGCAGUUUGUUUUUUUUUUCCUGGAAUUGAACACUCACAUGAUUAUGUUACGAUCAGGGCUAAAUAAUUAAACAUAUAACUAUUUUAAUACUAAUUUAUAUUAGCAAAAACUGUACAUAAGAAAAAAUAUUGUGGAAUGACCCCUUAACAGUGUUGAAGAUACAAAUAUGCUGCAGUUAAACUGAUUCAGUUAGUGUACGAAUGUGUGAGACACACCUUUUUUGCACUUAUGUACAUAGUCCACGAAAGAAAUCCUUGGAACUUAUUUUGAAUAUAAAAAGUCUGUAAUAAUACAGGAAAAGUUUGUAAAAGAGAUAGGUAUUACUAAGGCUUUGAAAAGGAGGAGUUUUUUGCUAUAAAACUUAUCUGAAAGCAUGAUGUUGCUUUGCUGUUGUAAAAGCUUUGUAGUUUGCCAUAGCUUAUUAUACAGCAGACUGAUAACAGGUCAGCUCCAACCUGCAGCACGGAGAAAUGGGAAACAGUGCUUAAUUAAUUAAUAAGGUCACUAGCAAAGAUUUGAAUUACGCUUUUUUUUUUAAAUCAGCCUACAUUUCUGAACACACCCUAGGUCAUGUUUUUGAUAAGUUGUGUUCUCUGUGAAUCCCAUUAGGACCAAGAUGUCACUGGUGGCAUACGCGCGUUUUUCCUGACACCUAAUCCUAUUUCUAGCUGGAAGUGUGUAUCUGUUAUAGACGACUGUCGUUGCAGCAAGCGUUUUGAAUUUCAGAGGGAGAUUGAGCUGUUGCCCCUUGCUCAGGCCUUUUUUUUCUUUUCCCACCCUUUCGGGGCAGGCUAACCAAACUGAAGGGACCGAUGAGCAGCAGAAGGGCAGGAGUUGUUUCGGACUGUGUCGGGGUAGUUUCCUGCUGCUGUACAACGGCCUCGAUGCCCGUUUGAAAGAGCGGAGGGGUUGCUCACGCGGUGGUGCUGGGUCGUGCUGCCUGCUCCGGUGGAGCUGUUGGUUGGAUUUGGGGGCGCGGCUGGGAAGGCUGAUCAUGGCCAGGUUGGGGCUUCUGCUGGGGGAUAACACAGGCAGGAGAGCAAGGGGCAAGCCUGCCCUUCCUUGCCUUGGGGCAACUCUGCGGCUCCUCCUCCUCCUCCAAGAGUGAGCUGGAUCUCUAGCGGGCUUCGGAGGAUGAGGAGGAUGCUCCUAGCUUGCUUGCUGGAAGGAAAGAUGGAGAAGCCUGCUACAUAUUCAGCAUUACAGUCUCUUUCACAACCUUCUCAAAUUUCCUACAGUUUCAGCUGUUCUGGAGCAGUCAGGGUGUGGAAGCGGCGUGGGUGCACGUGGGAGAGCGGUGGCCGAUCUCGGAGCAGGGGGCUGGGAUGGUGGGUCCCUGCCCUUUAUGCUCUCUGCCAAAGAUGUGUGCACAGCCAGGCUGGUGGUUUCCCAUCACCCUUGGCUUACUUUGGGGGAAGAACCUGUUUUCUUCCUGUUGACUGUCAUCAAAAGAGCAUGCAGCUGUGCCCUCCCAGCCAGCAGCACAGCUGGCAGCAGCUGCAGGCCCGUAAGGACAGUGCUUGUCAAGCAUCUUCUAGCUACAGGCUGGCUGAGGGUUACGUGGCUCUGUUUUCUCCCUCACUGUGGUCGAUCAUAGUUUAACAGUGAGGACUGGUGUUUCCAGGAGGACCCAGCUGCACGUUCCCUGUCCAGCCGGCCGGCCACGUGGAGGUGGUGCUGUCGUGCACAGGGCUGGUCGUCCUCGUUUGCUGCAAGCACAUUGAUACGUUAACAGUAACAGAGAAAACAGAUCAGUGAUGUGAAAUGUCCUUCGCUUGCAGCAGACGGCUGGCUCCCAGCAGCCCUGGUUCCCAGGCUCUCUCGAGUCUCUUCCCCCCUUGCUGUUGGUUGUACUGCCAGGGCUCUGCACUGCUGUGUGGAUUUUGGAGAAGCUAAAGGGCCUGCGUUGACCCGUUUAUCUGAUUGGACCGAGUAUUUUUUUUGCAAAACCCAAGCCACCACAUUUGCUUCAAAAAACAUGGCUAGUUUUGCCACAAAGCUGGUCCCAAACCCUCCCGGCAUUGAGCUGAACCCCCAGAGCAGUCCGGGGCGGGUGGCACCCGCUGGCACUGCCUUCCCUUCCCACCCGCUCCAGGGACGGGGGCCGCUGGGCCACCCACCGCAGAGCGCGAGAUCCCCUCCUCGCCGCUGCCACUGCUGUCCCAGCGGUCCCCGACCCUUGGCAGCGCCAGCCGGGGCUGCUGAAUCGGGGCCGUGGCAUCGGGCGGUCGCCGUGGUCUCGCUGGGGCUGCUUGGAUCCACCUGAAGGACGAUUCAUCCUUUGGUCAUUAAAGCAGAGGAAAAAAAUCAGAUGUUGCCUCUUUCUUGGGCAUUAGAAUGAUGUUUAAUAUUAAAUAAUUAGCUAGCUCUAGCCACCAGGUUGUUUAGGCUUCCCUUUGCUGUGAUCAUUUUUCAUAAUCAAGCUCAUUCUCAUCUGUAGGAUUAUGAGAGGAAAAUAUUUUGCACUAUGAAAUGAGUCGUAGCCGGUAAAAACUUCUUUUCAUUGGGAUAUGAGUACGUUCAUGAGGCCACUGCUAAAAUCUUUGCUAGUGAUCUUUACUGUCAUCCUCUAUCAUCAAAAAUAACUCUAUACGCCUCUCAAAUGAGAUAUUCAAACAUGCAAAAAUAACACAACUAUUAAAUAAAAUGAAGUUAUUUUUCCAAACACACAACAGAGAGAAUUACCUGACACCGAAUUACAAGGUUCCAGUUCUUUAUUACUGUACACAGAUGCUAUUUGAUAGUGGUGGAAGCCAAAUGAUUUUGUUGCCAUGGCUUUUGUAUCCUAGCAGAUGAGGGGAUGAUAAGACCAUUCUUAGAUUGGAUUAUGGGAUUUCUUUUUUCUUUCCAAUUAGCUUUGUUUUAAUUAUAUUUUCAUUUUUAGCUCAUGAAAAUGAAACAAAAAUCCCUACACCCAUUCUUAUUUCACCUGACAAUAGAUCACUAUUCUUUUUUUUUUAUAAAUAGAGAAUUGUAUUUUAGGCAAUCACUAAAAUCAAAAAAGAAUGUUCUCCUAAAUUGUCAAUUAUUAAUUUAAAUAUAUAAAAACAUUAAUACUGUACUGUGUAAAGUAGAUAUUUGAAACACAUUCUUUUCAUAGACAUUUCUGGUAAAACAAAGUAAGGGAAACAUUAGAUAUCAAUUUAAUGAUAUAGUUUAGAAUAUAUACGAAAGAUUACAGUUAGCCCUGUGGAACUGUAAGAAAUUAAAAUACCGUCGGAUCCAGACAGGCAUAGGUUAAUGCAAUAUUUCAGUUCCAUAACAUAAUAGUUCAUUCCCUCAACUGCUACCGACAGGGUGUACGCUUUGAAUUUAUUUUUCUUUUUGCCACGUUAUAUUGCUGUAGUGCUUGUACGUGCUUUAGAAAUGUGCAUAAUGCUACUCAUUUUAGUAUGUUACUUCUAUAUUGUUAUUGUUUAUUUUUUGAUCUUUUAAUAAAGUGUAUAAAAUUCUUGGUUAUGUUUUUUAUGGAUCCAUAUCUACACAUUAAUAGGAGUUUACUUUAAAAACUUUUCAAGUUCCAGUUUAUUAGUCCCAAUCUUUAAAGGUUCUGAUGUAAAAAUAAUAACUAAUGAAUUUGAUUCAAUGUUGUAUCUAAAGUGUAGAACAACAGAAUAAAUUUCUUUCCAGAAAAUACCUUCAGUAUUUUGAAUUCUGUAGCCAGUGCCUCCUUUUUACCGGAUGCAUUGGGCCUAUCCUAUUGCAGUUACUAACACAAGAAAGACAUUUGUAUUUUAGAAAAAUAAAAGUAAAACUUUGCAGA
Molecule: messenger RNA, 10419 nt
Organism: Dromaius novaehollandiae (emu)
Lineage: Eukaryota; Metazoa; Chordata; Aves; Casuariiformes; Dromaiidae
Gene: MBNL3
Product: muscleblind like splicing regulator 3
Exons: 9
Coding region: 988-2067 (359 amino acids)
Biological process (GO): regulation of RNA splicing
Cellular component (GO): nucleus
Molecular function (GO): RNA binding; metal ion binding
Source: RefSeq, a predicted model, not a curated record